This is a messenger RNA of Elgaria multicarinata webbii, 8281 nucleotides long. RefSeq names its product mediator complex subunit 1 (gene MED1). The record is from RefSeq and is a predicted model, not a curated record. Gene Ontology annotation, cellular component: mediator complex. The transcript is spliced from 17 exons. Bases 173 to 4936 code for a protein of 1587 amino acids. Gene Ontology annotation, molecular function: nuclear thyroid hormone receptor binding; nuclear vitamin D receptor binding; transcription coregulator activity. Gene Ontology annotation, biological process: regulation of transcription by RNA polymerase II; cellular response to thyroid hormone stimulus. NCBI's taxonomy places the organism in Eukaryota, Metazoa, Chordata, Lepidosauria, Squamata, Anguidae.
CAUGGCCGUUGCGGAGGAGUAACAGCUCCGGCUAAUUGGCGGUGGUUUGGUUCCGUGUCUCGUCCUCUCCGAGAACGAGCGAAGGCUCUGGCUGAGGCAGUUACUCUCCCUUCAUGAGGGAGAGCGGAGGGGGCCGGCUGGGCCCUCUCCCACCCUGCCGCCCGCUUGAGGGAUGAAGGCGGCCCAGGGGGGCGCCGAGGAAUCGGAAAAAAUAAAUAAGAUGAGUUCUCUUCUGGAAAGGCUUCAUGUCAAGUUCAAUCCUAACAGCAGACCUUGGACAGAAACCAUUAAGCUUGUUCGGCAAGUUAUGGAAAAACGAGUUGUAAUGAACUCUGAAGGUCAUCCGAAUCUUGUCAGCUGCUUGGAAACUUUGCAGAAGGCCUUAAAAGUAACAUCUCUGCCUGCCAUGACAGAUCGCUUGGAGUCCAUUGCUAGACAAAAUGGCCUUGGAUCUCACCUUAGUGGAAAUGGCACUGAAUGUUACAUAACGUCAGACAUGUUCUAUGUGGAAGUCCAGUUGGAUCCUAUGGGACAGCUGUGUGAUGUCAAGGUGGCACAUCAUGGAGAAAACCCUGUGAGUUGCCCAGAGCUGGUGCAGCAUCUAAGAGAGAGAAACUUCAAUGAAUUUUCUAAGCACCUCAAGGGUCUUGUGAAUCUAUAUAAACUGCCUGGGGACAACAAAUUGAAAACUAAAAUGUAUUUGGCUCUUCAAUCAUUGGAACUUGAUCUUUCAAAGAUGGCAGGGAUGUACUGGCAAGCCACCAAUGCAAGCCCUUUGGACAAGAUUCUGCAUGGCAGUGUGGGCCAUCUCACUCCAAGGAGUGGAGGUCACCUGAUGAAUUUGAAGUAUUACGUUUCACCCUAUGAUUUGAUUGAAGAUGGUACUGGAGCUCCCAUCAUUCUGAAUGAGAACAGUGUUCCUCGUUCCUUGGGUAUGAAUGUAUGUGUUACAAUUGAAGGAACCUUGACUAUGAACAAACUUCCGAUUGCCCCCCUGAUUAUGGGAUCUCAUCCUGUGGACAACAAAGGGACUCCCUCCUUCUCGUCAAUUACCAGUGCCAAUAGUGUUGAUUUGCCAGCUUGCUUUUUCUUAAAGUUUCCAAGGCCUAUUCCAGUAUCUCGGGCUUUCAUUCAGAAACUUCAGAACUGCACAGGCAUCCCAUUGUUUGACACCCCUCCAACAUAUGUCCCCUUAUAUGAGCUCAUCGUGCAGUUUGAACUCUCCAAGGAGGAGGCCCCUGGACCAUUGAACCACAAUAUGCGCUUCUAUGCUGCUUUGCCAGGACAACAACACUGCUACUUCCUCAACAAAGAUGCCCCCUUGCCAGAUGGACGAAGCCUUCAGGGGACUCUACUUAGCAAAAUUGCUUUCCACUAUCCUAGUCGAGUGCCUCUCAUCCUCAAUAUGAUUCGGCAUCAGGUGGCCUACAAUACGCUGAUAGGCAGCUGUGUCAAGCGAACAAUCUUAAAAGAAGAUUCCCCUGGCAUCCUGCAGUUUGAAGUCUGUCCCUUGUCUGACUCCUGUUUCAGCGUGUCCUUUCAGCAUCCUGUAAAUGACUCCUUGGUUUGUGUGGUGAUGGAUGUACAAGAUUCUACCCACGUGAAUUGCAAAUUGUAUAAAGGGCUCUCUGAUGCACUCAUCUGCACAGAUGACUUCAUUGCUAAAGUUGUUCAAAGAUGCAUGUCUAUUCCUGUGACCAUGAGAGCCAUCCGGAGAAAGGCCGAGACAAUCCAAGCAGACACACCAGCUUUGUCCCUCAUUGCUGAGACAGUUGAAGACAUGGUGAAGAAGAAUCUGCCGCCUGCUAGCAGCCCAGGUUAUGGAAUGACCACUGGCAACAACCCAAUGAGUGGCACCACCACCCCAACGAGCACUUUUCCUGGGGGCCCCAUUUCCACCUUGUUCACCAUGGGCAUAAAAGAACGGCAUGAUUCAGUGGGCCAUGGGGAGGACUUCAGCAAAGUGUCUCAGAACCCCAUUCUUACGAGCUUGCUACAAAUCACGGGCAAUGUGGGGUCCACCAUUGGCUCCAGUCCCACUCCUCCACACCAUACACCUCCCCCUGUGUCAUCUCCCGCAAGCAACACCAAGAACCACCCCAUGCUCAUGAACCUGUUGAAGGACAAUCCAGCUCAAGAUUUCUCAACUCUCUAUGGGAGUAGCCCACUUGAAAGGCAAAACUCAUCUUCUGGCUCCCCAAGAAUGGAGAUGGGGCCAGGGAGCAACAAGCAAAAGAAGAAGAAAUCUCGUGUCCUAGUGGACAAACCAAAGCAUCAGACUGAAGAUGACUUCCAAAGAGAGCUGUUCUCCAUGGAUGUUGAUUCCCAGAACCCCAUCUUCGAUGUCAAUAUGACUGCUGACACUUUAGAUACUCCCCAUAUUACUCCAGCACCCAGUCAGUGCAGCACUCCACCAACAACCUAUCCACAGUCUAUGCCUCAUGCCCAGGCGAGUAUUCAGAGGAUGGUCCGUCUCUCCAGUUCAGACAGCAUUGGUGCUGAUGUCACAGACAUUCUUUCUGAUAUAGCAGAGGAAGCAUCCAAGCUGCCAAGUUCAAAUGAAGAUUGCCCUCCUAUUGGAACACCAGUAAGAGACUCAUCUAGUUCAGGGCAUUCCCAAAGCGCUCUGUUUGAUCCUGAUGUCUUUCAGUCAAACAACAGUGAAAACCCUUACACUGAUCCAGCUGACCUGAUUGCUGAUGCCACUGUGAGCCCAAACAGCGAUUCUUCAAAUCAGUUUUUCCCUGAUGGAGUUGAUUUCAACCCUGACCUUCUGAACAGCCAGAGCCAAAGCGGUUUUGGAGAAGAGUAUUUUGAUGAUAGCAGCCAGAGCGGAGACGCGGAUGACUUCAAGGGCUUUGCACCGCAAACGAUAAGUACUUUGGGCGUGCAAGUUCUGGGGGGAGAUGGAGGGGAGGGUAAGUUCAAAACAAGUAGUCAAACGGACACAGUUGACUUUAGUAUUAUCACUGCUGCCAGCAAGGCUUUGGGAGCCUCUGAUGUCAUGGAGCAUCAUAGUGGAAGCCAGAGUCCCUUACUGAGUACAGGAGAUUUGGGGAAGGAAAAGUCACAGAAGCGAGUUAAAGAGGGUAAUGGUUCUGGGAGUUCUUUAACAGGUCCUGGGCUGGACGGCAAGGGUGGAAAACGCAGCCGCACCCCAUCCAGUGAUGGGAAGAGUAAAGAAAAGGUCCAGAAGCGGAGGAAGGUGGAGCCAGAAGGCAAAUCUCCCUCUCAUAGUUCAUCCACCAGGCCUUUCACCCCACCAGCAAGCACAGGUGGCUCGAAAUCUCCUGGAAGUUCAGGCAGGUCUCAAACACCCCCUGGGGUAGCCACUCCUCCCAUCCCCAAAAUCACCAUCCAGAUUCCCAAGGGAACAGUGACUGUUGGCAAACCAUCCCAUGGGCAGUACACAAGCAGUGGCUCAGUCUCCUCUUUGAGCAGCAAAGGUCAUCACAGUCAUUCCUCCUCCUCCUCUUCGUCGUCGUCGUCAUCAUCCUCGUCUUCUUCAUCUUCCUCAUCGACCUCGGGCAAAAUAAAGAGCAGCAAGUCGGAUGGGUCUUCUGGUUCCAAGAUGAGCAGCAGCCUCUACUCGGGCCAAGGCGGCUCUGGAUCAGGUCAGUCCAAAAGCUCCAUCCAAUCAGUGGGCAAGCCUGGGUCCUCCCCCAUCACAAAACACGGCCUCAGCAGCGGCUCUGGAGGUACCAAGAUCAAACCUCAAGGGAAGCCUUCAUCGCUUAUGAACCCUUCCAUGAGUAAACCAAACAUUUCUCCUUCUCAUUCUAGACCCUCGGGCGGUUCUGACAAGCUGGCCUCUCCGAUGAAACCCGUUCCAGGUACUCCCCCGUCGUCUAAAGCAAAGUCCCCUAUUAGUUCCGGUUCUGGAGGCUCUCACAUGUCUGGGGCAGGAUCCAGCUCAAGCAUGAAGUCCUCUUCAGGGAUGGGAUCCUCCGGUUCCAUGUCUCAGAAGCCACCUCCUUCUUCAAAUUCUUCAGCGGGAUCUUCAUCUUCCUUUUCAUCUGGCAGUUCUUCCAUGCCUUCAUCUCAAAAUCAGCACGGGAGUUCCAAAGGCAAGUCCCCAAGCCGGAACAAAAAGCCAUCUUUGACUGCUGUCAUUGACAAACUCAAGCAUGGUGUCGUCACCAGUGGUCCUGGCGGGGAAGACUCUAUGGACGGACAGAUGGUGCAGAGUUCCAGUUCCUCAAGUCACUCCAUGUCCUCCAAACAUAACUUGUCAGGAGGUGAAUUACAGGGGAAACGGGAAAGAAUUGAUAAGGAGAAAUCCAAAGUUUCUGUUUCCGGGAGUUCCUCUGACUCUUCCAAGAAGGCAUCUGAUUCAAAGAAUGUUGGAAGUACUGGAGUGGCCAAGAUAAUCAUCAGCAAACAUGAUGGUGGCUCUCCUAGCAUUAAAGCCAAAGUUACCUUGCAAAAACCUGGGGAAGGAGGUGGGGAUGGCUUAAGGCCUCAGAUGACAUCUUCCAAAAGCUAUGGAUCGCCACAUAUAAGUGGGUCAACUCCAAAGCAUGAGCGUUGUUCUCCCAGCCACAGUAAGUCUCCUGCAUAUACCCCCCAAAAUAUUGACAGCGAGAGUGAAUCAGGAUCAUCUAUCGCAGAGAAAUCCUAUCAGAACAGCCCCAGCUCCGAUGAUGGAAUUAGGCCUCUUCCAGAAUAUAGCUCAGAAAAGCAUAAGAAACACAAAAAGGAAAAGAAGAAAGUGAAAGAUAAAGACCGGGACAGGGAUCGUGACAAAGAGAGGGACAAAAAGAAAACGCACAGCAUUAAACCAGAAAGCUGGUCCAAAUCUCCCAUCUCCUCAGAACAGUCUCUGUCUAUGACAAGCGGUGCCAUUCUUACAUCAGAUAGGCCAUCCAGGCCCAGCCCUGAUUUUUUGAUUGGGGAGGAUGAUGAUCUCAUGGAUGUUGCUCUGAUAAGAAAUUGAGAACAUUUGCAGGGGUGGGGGAUGUUUCAUUUUUAAUGUUUUUAAGUUGAGAGUGUUCACCACACUCAAAUGGGUUCGAGUAAAAACAAAUCUUUUGAUUUGGAUAGCUCUUGUUAGAGCUAAGUAAGCAAUUUAUUUUUAAGCCCUCAUAUGUGCUUCCAUCUAAUCUGAGUUUCUACUACAAAGAAUUGAUGCACCAAACUAUUAGGUUUGCCACUUGCCCCCAGAGUCACAUGCCUGUGGACUUAUAAGAUAGAACUGAAACUCAUAUGCUAAAUAUUUUACCUGUUUUAGUAGAAUCAGAUUUUUCUCACACACCAUGGAUUUUAGGAACAUUUCUAUUUUGGUGCGUGUUUUUUAACAUUAGUGUCAUUUAUAAUUUAAGUUUGGCUGGGUUCUAUGCAUAGGAAGAGUAUUUCCAUUAAAAAUAUCACAGGUGGAAUUAAUUCAUUGCCUGCUAACUUCCCACUUCCUUAAGGUGCUCUUUACUAUUUCCCGUUAAAAUUAAAAUCUGAGAAACAGUGUGUUCAACAGGUAACACCAUGUUUUGGUCCUCAUCCAGAUGGUGAAGUAUUUUGACAUAGAUGUGUUAUGCCUUUACAGUCAUUUGACUUAAUAUUUCUGUUAUAAUAUAGGUUUAUUUUAAUAUACUCACAAAAGCUCUGUUGGCUUUCAUGGAUGUCUUCUGUGUGUUGUAAGUGGGUAGUAAAUAACUUCAACUUAAUGAGAACAGAAAAGUAAAGUUUUGAUCAGAGUCCCUGGGGUGUAACAUUUUUGACUGCUCAGCCCCUGUAAUUUGGAUUUACAUAUAAACCAACCUGGGAGAGAAUACAGUUAAAAUUAGUUGGGAGUUAUGCUUUUUUGCUUCAGUGGAUCUAGCUUAUUGGCAUUAUGGGUGUGGAAUCCGUUCCCUUUCUGAUAGGAGAGCCAUUGCAGCAUGUCUCUGUUCCACACAACUCCAAAAAUUAAGAGCCUUGAAUUCAAAUGGGAGGAGUCCACAGUGCAGCUGCUUCUUUGGACAGUGUUGCCUUGGCUUCCAGGAGGGAUGGCUGCAUCAUUAACUUUUCCUACAUGACUUCAAUGUUUCAUUACUAGAACAGCAUGGUAAGCAGCUACAUUAGAAAUGAGGAGACUUUAGUUGUCAAAGUAUGUGUUUCUAUAAUGUACACUCCAGUUCCCAUCUUGUUACAAAUUGAGGGAAACAUUCCAGAACUUUUUCUUAAGUGCAAUCUGUAUCCAGUGCUCUCAUAGUGAAUUAAGGUGGACCUCUGUCUGACAGCUGAUGCCUCAUUCUCUUAAGUAUCUUCAUAUGAAACUUUGCCCAGUAUUCCAGAGAGUAGGGCAGCCCCAUAUCACACAGAGCUCCAUGUGUGUAUUAGAAUGUCUGGAUUGAGCAUUGACAGUAUACAAUCACCCACAGGCACAACAGAGGCUCCAGGACUGUGUCAUGCAUCCCAAACUGUUUGCACCCUUGUAGGGUAUUACAUGUGGUAGAUUCUCUCUACUUGUAAAGCUAAAGAUACUUGGACACAAAGGGCAAAAUCCAACGCUGCCCUUGUGCACAUGGCCAGCCCAGUCAUUCCUAGUCUGCGGCCAGGCCCUACCACUUGCAGAUUGAGAAUUUAGUGUUUCUUGAGGCAAGCCCCAGAACGAGCGGAAAUGCUCAUUUCUAGAAGAGGGCGGGUCAGUGGAGCUUGCUAAGGGAGUUCCACUGACCUGCCCCCUUCCAGAAAUGAACAUUUCUACUCAUUUUGGGGCUUGCCUCCAGAAGCAUUACAUUUUCGUUCUGCAAGUGGCAGGGGCUGCUUGCAGACUGGAAGUGAUGAGGCUGGCUGUGUGUGAACCUGAAUCUGGGACCAGUUCCGCUAACACUUGGGCAGUAUUGGAUUCCGCCCAAAGACAGAAAACUGUACAGGUUUUCCUGGAUUCGUAUUCCUGCUUCCAGUGUUUCUAAAACACUGAAAAUAAUAAAUUCAGAGAAGUGACAUGAUUCUCUUACUGCAGGAGACUGUGGAAUGUGCACAAGGCCUAUAAAACACCAAGACAUUUUUAAUUGUGACAUCCAUUAUAGUGGAACCACAUCAUAUAAUAUAAUACUAUAUCUGCUCAGGCCGCUGCAAGUUAUCUGUUUAAUUACCAUAGUAUUUAUUUAGGGAAGUUGGGUUUUGAACAACAGAGUGCAAUUCUCAAAUUGGGAGGCUGUUCAACGCUUUGGAAAACCUUGAUAUAUCCCAGCAGCAGCAGCAUCUCAAUGGUGUUUUCAUAAUGGGGCAACUUUUAUCUCAUGCAUGGUGGAAUUGUUGAAAGUAUUUGCCGGAUUGUGCGUAGCAAUGGAAUACAGUUGGUCCUCUUGAGUACUGAUACUGUCUAAUUUAUACUCUAAAAUAUUAAAAGAGGUAUUGGCUCUUGAGCCAUAAUUCUACUAAAUCUUUUAGAGUGACUACUAGUUUGGGCCCCAAAGUCAAACAUCAUCCAAAAUUAUUUCUGUUAUACUUUUCAAUGGACAAGUAGCAGUCUUGAUUAGCAGUCUUUUGAGUUAUGCAAAAAAGCUUCAGGCUAAGAACAAGACUUGAUCCAGUGCAUCUCAUGUGCAGCACCCACUCAUGAAGGGGUUCCUUAUAGGGCACUCUGGCAGACCAUUAUGGGGAAUGAGAUGGUGGGCGCAGAUCUUCCAUUUCUCAUAUGUAAGUGCCCAGACAUGUGUGCUGGGUGGGGGAGAUGGGGGGAGGGGGAUUCAUUGUGUCCAGCGGGAUAACUGCACAGUUUGGAUUGAGCCAAAUGAGUUUGAUGCAAGUCUAAAGCCUGCUGUCAUACCAAUAAAUGAAUAAUUCUGUAACCUCUUACUAUCAUUCAAAAAGAAUGUUGUGAAGUUUUAUAGCUUGUUUUUAAUAAAUGAUACCCCUUUCCCCCUCAGCAGUGAUGUCCCCCCAUCACCUCAGGAAUGAAGAAAGGUAGACCUUCAAAUAAGUUUCACUAAAUACAAUAGGGUACAUAUGUCAGUAUCGCACAAUCACAUUCUGUGUUAAAAGAUCUUGUGUAUUUCUAAAAGUGCAUUUAAUUGUUCAAAAUAUUUUACAUCUUUCAGUAUUGUAAAGACAAACAAUAAAAUAUGGUAAACACCCAAAUCUUUUAAUGUCAUUUGGAGCUGCUUACAAAUUAAAGGGUUGGCUUUUUCCUUUUAAUGUAAAUAGCAUGUCCUUUACUCUUAUUCUGUGAACAAUUGUGUAAAUGCUGGUUCUGAUGACUUGUGGGGUGAGCAGAGGAAUACAAUGUGUUCUUAGUUUUUUUGAAAGUAUUUCAAACCACAUGUUGAUUUUAAAUGCCAAUAAAUCUGUUUGGUAGAAA